CAACAUUUGUAAAUGUCACCACAUGAUUUUAGCAAGUAGAAAUUUUAUAAAAACGGUUUUCAAUUUAUGUUUCAACACGCAUUAUUUAUUUUUGAUUAGUAAGUGUUUUCCGUGUUGAAUUUUACUUAAACUGAUUAGUGUAUUGCGAAGUUAAUUAUUUGCAAGAGUAGGGAUUUUUGUCUUAAGUGUUGUCAGCCCGUGAUGUUUAUGCAUAAAAAAAAUUGACAGAAUUUUAUAAUUUUGCGCAAUUUUUCUGUUUACCAGUGCCAUAAUUAGUUAUUUGAGCCCUUUCAAAGUGUAUAGUUUUGAUUCUAAACCACUUGAAAACAUUGCAAGAAACUAUAAUAAUAACUCAUUAGAGCUCUACAUUGGAACGCUUGCUUUUGGUUUUCCUCUUAAUUUUCAAGUUACAAUCAGGAAGAAAUGGGUCGUAAGUGUGGCGUAGAGGACUGUUUGUCCGAUUCAAACAGACCCGAGGACAUAGGAGUAACGUUUCACAAAGUCCCAAGCCAUAGUGAUACUCGCCAGAAGUGGAUAUCUUUAUGUCGCAUCCCUGAAGACAAGAAAAGCAUGAAGGUGAUUUAUAUUUGUUCUCGUCACUUUCUACGCAUGGAUUUUUGUAAUUUUAAAGGAAAGAAAUAUAUUUUGCGUCAGGGUGUACUCCCGAGUGUAUUUCCUUGGGAUAAGUCAAAACUGGAAGCUAUCAAAACCACAAAGAGUGAACCUGAAAAGACACAAGAUAAACCAGAUGAGAAGGAAGCAGAUAGUGAAAAAACUGAGACUGAGGAGGUUUCUAUGAAAGAAGAACCAGAAGAACCAAAUGAAGAUAAAGUAGAAGAUGGUCCACCAACAGAUUCAGCAAAGAGUAAAGAGAAAAGUGGAGAAGCCAAAGAAAAAAUAAGAAUGAAUGCGAAUGGACCUAUAAAUUUUGCAAUAAAUUCUCGAAUUGAGGCUUUAGAUAAUAACAAUACAUGGUACCCUGCCAGAAUAGUGGAGGAGGAUUAUGAAGGAAACGAGGUGUUGAUUCACUUUGAGAAGUUUUCUAGUAAAUAUGAUGAAUGGAUUUGUAUGGACAGUCCUAGAUUAAGGCCCCUGCAGUCACACUCCGGUAAGAAAACUCUCCAACAAUUCACUGUUGGGGAACGCUGUUUGGCGGCAUGGACAGGCAAUAGAAAAUUUCCUGCUACUAUAACUAAAGUUUUGCCCAAUGAUACAUAUGAAGUUUUAUUUGAUGAUGGCUUUGUCAAGAACCUGAAAGCCCAUCUGAUUUGUAAAACAGAAGGUCGUCCAACGCAGUCUUCGCCAUUGUUUGAUCCCAUCCAAAGUUCAAAGCAGGAACGUCGAGAAAAGAAGAGAAAAAUUAACAUUGCUGCUCUAUUUGGAAAACGCCCGCGUUUGGAUAUCACAGACGAAAAACCCAAAACGCCAAGCCACUCUCACAUUUCACAACCACAAAACACCACAGAUCCAUCUGAAGAAGUGUUUGACCCUUGGGUGCCACAGUGGGAAGAUGGAAAACCAGUAGGUACAGAGGCACAAAUUGAAACCACUGAUGGAACUAGAAAGUCCAUCAUUGUUCCGGAUCCACGAUUGCCGGAGGGUUGGACUAAACAUUUAGCCCAGAGGAUGCAUGGGGCUUCGGCGGGUAAAUGGGACACCAUAAUAGUCAGCCCCGACAAUCGCAGAUUUCGGUCAAAAUCCGAAAUAAAGUCGUACUUGGAAGACACCAAACUGAUGAAAUACAACUGGUCAAUGUUUGACUUUACAAUUCAUCGUCCACGAAACCGCAGAAAGGAGCCCGAAUUAGCAUCGAAUUUCCACCCGGAAAUCCCUGUUGAACAGCCACUUGUCGAGCAUGAUGAGAGUUCCGAGUUAGCCCCCGAAGAAGAAGAAAAUAAAAGUCUUCUUAAAAUACCAAUCGUCGACGACGGUUACCAAUGCCCUAUCGACGGUUGUGGAAAAACAUUUCGGAAAGAGAACUUAGCCCAAAUGCACGUCAAACAUUAUCAUCCCGAAUACAUGAAAUUCCUUGAUUCGACUCCGAACGUUGCUGAUUUAGCUUACGCCAGAACCGUGGGCGAAUCGCUCGAUAAAUCUCCCGGAAGCAAAACUCCGGCUGCAAAACCGUUACAAAAGUCGGCAAUUCCACGAUCUGCGACAAAAACACACUCACCACAACUCGAUUCAGACAAACCUCACUCGCCACAAUCGCACAAAAUUAAAGAUUCCGAGAUCAUUAAACUGUUGAACACGAAAACGGCUGAUGGUAGGAAAGAGAGCGAUCCUGUUAAAGCCUUGCCUGCCGGUUUGCCGUCUAGUAUGUACCCUGAUUUUAAGCUAAAAGACCUUUUGAGUAAGUCUGAAGGGAUUCCGAGUCACAACGACCUCAGUUUGAGGGCUCUGAGUACGACUAGACCUCCCGCGGGAAUAAAAACUUUGCUACCUGUCAGACCGGAAAAUAAGACAAGUCAGCCGUCGCCGGAAUCAGAAAACGUCACAAACAGAUUAAAGUCAACUUUGAGGCGUAAGCGAGGAUUGGUCGACUCGGUCGACAGUCCUAAAGGUAAUGAACCACCAGAAAACACCUACAUUCCACUGGAGACACCGCCACUUUCCGAACCUAAUAACAUUAUUAUUGAAGGUGGUAAGGUGAUCAAAAUUGUAAGAAUGAAACAAGAAGAAAUCAUCAACUGCACCUGUGGAUUCACCGAGGAAGAUGGCCUUAUGAUCCAAUGCGACUUGUGUUUGUGUUGGCAGCACGCCUCUUGCAACAACAUCGAGCGAGAAAGUCAAGUACCAGAGAAGUACGUGUGUUACAUUUGUCAAAAUCCGAUACGACAGAGACUGUCGAAAAAGUACUUCCACGACCAGGACUGGCUCAAACAUGGUGUACUCGCAACAACGAGUUUUCACACAAAAGACGAGGAAAUGCUUAGUAAGAGAUUCGAAAAGUUGAAAAAGUCGCACGAUAUUUCUGGGGGGCUACUCGAAGUGAGGGAGUUUGUAAAUACGCUAAAGGUUAAAUUGAAAAUAGCCGAGGCGAAAAACCACCCGAAAUUGUAUCUCUGGUCCAAACCAUGGGAAAAAUUACCGUUGCCUGAGAAGUGUGAAGAUGAAAAGCCGAAAGAAAUCAAAAGUGAGGAUGAGAUUAAGACGGAAAGUCCGAUCAAAGCGGAGCCUAAUUCCGAUUCGAUGUUAAUGAUGAUUUUGAAGAAUACCAAAGAGGAGAGUGCUGGUGAAGAUAAUUUGGAUAAGUUGCCGCCCCCGAUUAUACCGCAACCAGAAGCUGCGAUUGAUUCCAGUGUUUGUCGAGUGAAUUUAUUGGAACACAUUGCACAUGCCCAGUCGCUGGUUGAAGAGAGAUUGGAUGAUUUUGAAAAGCAAAUUGACCAGCUUGAAGACACUUCUAUUUAUGAGAAUGAUGAAGAUUACCCGAGGACGAGACAAACACUGCAUAUGCUACUUCGGGAUUUGAAUACGUUGCAAGAGUUGAGCCAACUAACGACAUUAUGAUGUUAUUUUCGAAUUUUUUGUUUUGUUUGAAAUAUAUGUCUUGUCAAAGACAAAUACAUAUUUUAGACUGUU
This is a messenger RNA of Tribolium madens (black flour beetle), 3585 nucleotides long. It is a transcript of the gene MBD-R2, whose product is annotated as PHD finger protein 20. Gene Ontology annotation, molecular function: DNA binding. Gene Ontology annotation, biological process: regulation of transcription by RNA polymerase II. Gene Ontology annotation, cellular component: NSL complex; nucleus. The transcript is spliced from 6 exons. Bases 424 to 3513 code for a protein of 1029 amino acids. The record is from RefSeq and is a predicted model, not a curated record. NCBI's taxonomy places the organism in Eukaryota, Metazoa, Arthropoda, Insecta, Coleoptera, Tenebrionidae.